Molecule: messenger RNA, 1724 nt
Organism: Aspergillus novofumigatus IBT 16806
Lineage: Eukaryota; Fungi; Ascomycota; Eurotiomycetes; Eurotiales; Aspergillaceae
Product: NAD(P)/FAD-dependent oxidoreductase
Exons: 2
Coding region: 181-1467 (428 amino acids)
Cellular component (GO): cytoplasm
Molecular function (GO): oxidoreductase activity
Source: RefSeq, a predicted model, not a curated record
CGUACUCGGUAUGCUAUCACUGAUUCAAAGACAUCGGCUAAAGACGGGUGUUAUGAGAGGCAAGCGCGCCGACAUCGGGCUACAGCUUGCACAUAAGACGGCCAUUGAGGACCUCCUCAGAGAUAGGAGCAUCCCCUUGCCUUUAAUCGGUUUCAAUCUCCGAGAAGAUCCCCCUUCGCAAUGCACUCAACACUAGACAUCCCAUCCCUGAACGCCAACCCCACGGCAGACCGAACCAUCAUAAUCGGCGGGGCAUCCAAAAGCGCACACCACAUCGUCCUCAUCGACAAAGACCUUCAGACACCACUAGGCUCAACGGGCCACGCCCCAGGCUUCGUCGGCCAACUGAACGAGUCCCCCGUCUGGACUAGACUCGCCCAAGAUACCGUCUCUGAAUACCUCUCCAUUCCGGGCGGGUUCAACACCGUCGGUGGGUUGGAACUCACAUCCACACCGUCAGGGUUGGAGACGUUACGUCGGAGACGGGAUUUGGCGAAAGAGGCUGGGUUACCGGCUGAGCUUGUCGAGCCGGAGGAGGCGGCUUCUCUUGCGCCGCAUUUUGUUGAUGGGAGUUCGGUAGCGGGGGGAUUGUUUUUCGCAUCGGAUGGGACUGCUGAUGCGAAGGUUAUCACGUCGUAUUAUCUGGAGCACGCUCGGGAUAGAGGGGUGGAUUUCUUGGAGACAGUCGUGACAGGCUUCGGCACCAAGAAGGGGGACGAAGGAAACAUCGCAAAGAUAGCAACUAUCCGGACUAAGGACGGGGACAUCAACUCGGAAAAUAGCAUCGUGAUCCUGGCGACUGGGAUCUGGACCUCUUUACUGCUUUCAGCAGGGAAUACCUCACCUAUUACGCGACUCCCCAUCCCCAUCGUGCCCGUCGCACAUCCAUACACCUUCACUCGGCCUCGACCUCCACGUGCUGGCAAACCAUCGCCCUUCGUCCGCUGGUUAGAUCAUCACAUCUACGCAAGGGACCACGGUGACCGGGAUGGUAUGGGUUGUUACAAUCACGCUCCGGUCCUGCUGAACCCGGAUCAUAGCGCGAUCGGAGCGUGGCUGUCGGAUUUCGAGCAAGUACUCGCGGAUGCUUCUUCCGUGCCGAAGAAUGGGGCUGAGUUCCAGGUCAGCGGACACAGUGGAGCCUCGGUGGAAGAACCGGAAGUAGCAGAGAAAGGUCCGUUUAAUGGUAUCUUCGCGGUAACGCCUGAUAACCUCCCACUCGUCGGCCGCGUGCCCGACGUGGGCAAUCUAUGGCUGUGUGCUGCGAUUUGGGUCACGACUGCUGCUGGGGCGGCGAAGGUGUUGGUGAGGGAGAUUCUUGGUGAAGGCGCUGCUGCGCCGGGGGAUGCGAUGCUGCUGGACGCGCUUAGUCCGAAGCGCUUCUGGGGUCUCGAGCCCGACUUGCUUAUGGAGAGGUCUCUGGGGCAGUAUAACGAUAUUUAUAAUCGAGGGGCGGGAAGGAGAUGAAGACGGUCAGUGAGGAGAGGAGGUAAGCCCAGGUUCUCAGUUCUACAAGAUAUUUGUUCUGUGAAUGCCCGGCGUGGAGGGAGAGUGGUAAGGACUCUGGAGUGUUAGGGGCUCCUCCCAAAGCCCGAAGCCGAGCAAUAGAGGCACUGUACAAGUCUAAUAGACUCCAUUCAUGCAACCUUCCAUAGAGGGAUUAUGACGAUGGAAAAAGUCGAUGGCCUGGCCCAAAGCGUCAUGGGGUGCCUGUGUUUGAAGGA